ACUUUACUGUGGGAAUGGAUUUUAUGUCCUGAACCGCUACAUGGCCUGCAUUCUCUCUUUACUACUUGUUUAUGUACACGUCAGUUUGUCUUUGUCCUAAUUUAUGUAACUAGAUAGUAAAACAAAUGGAAAGUCUGUGUGAAGUGUAUUUUUGUUUGUUGGUUGUCUCUCCGGAGUUGCCUGCAGACCCCAUACUUAUCUCUGGUUGACUCAGUUUGUUGCCAUGUGUGAGGCACAGCAGUUUGGAAGCAUCGAGGGAAGACUUACAAGUGGGGCAGAAACCCGAAGGUAGAGGCAGAUGCUUCAUCUCUGAAGCAUCUGAAAUGAUGUUGUACAUUUCAGAUGACGGCCCUUCAUUACCAACCAAACAGAAUGAGGAGUUUCGUCCCUUCAUUAGAAGGCUUCCAGAAUUCAAAUUUUGGCAUGCAGCUACAAAAGGCAUUCUUGUGGCUAUGGUCUGCACCUUCUUCGAGGCUUUCAACGUCCCCGUGUUCUGGCCGAUCCUGGUGAUGUACUUCAUCAUGCUUUUCUGUAUCACAAUGAAGAGGCAAAUAAAGCACAUGAUUAAAUACCGGUACAUACCAUUCACACACGGAAAGAGGAGAUACAAAGGGAAGGAGGACGUGGGCAAGACAUUUGCUAGUUAGAAGCCGGACUGAAUCUGUCACGCGUGUU
Molecule: messenger RNA, 675 nt
Organism: Alexandromys fortis (reed vole)
Lineage: Eukaryota; Metazoa; Chordata; Mammalia; Rodentia; Cricetidae
Product: protein RER1-like
Exons: 3
Coding region: 324-647 (107 amino acids)
Biological process (GO): retrograde vesicle-mediated transport, Golgi to endoplasmic reticulum; protein retention in ER lumen
Cellular component (GO): Golgi membrane
Source: RefSeq, a predicted model, not a curated record